UCCAACUACACUGCUGUCAAAGUCCCAGAAGGAACACAGCCAUCCGACAAGAUGAACACAGAAACAAAAGACAUUUUUCAAUAUGAAAAUGACUCGGAUGAAGAUGAAGCAACCCAAUACAUAAUAGAGAAACGUCUAAUAGAAUACAGAAAUCUCAAAGGACACAGUCCAAGUCAUCUGAAAGUCACUGAAGACCCUGAUGAUAUAUUCAAAGCAAUCACAGAGGGUGAUGAGUGUGCACUUGAACGACUAAUGGCACAACCAGAGACUCUGUCCAGAGUUAAUGAGCAUGGAUGGAUUCCUCUGCAUGCAGCAGCAGUGCAGGAGAGUAAACACAUACUUGAGAUCAUCUUUUCAGCUUCACCCUUUGGGGCUUCACAGUGUCGCACAUUCAAGGGGGAGACACCAUUGUUUUUAGCUGUGGUUUAUGGCCGCCGAGAGAACGCCACGUUCCUUUUACAGAAUGGGUGUAACCCUAAUCUCCAGGAUGAUGAGCAAGACUCUCCAUUGAUGGCAGCUAUUCUCAAUGACCAGUAUGACUUGGCAACUCUACUGCUUCGCUAUGAUGCUCAAGUGGAUCAGCUCGGGCCCCUAAGCAGGACCGCGCUGCAUGAGGCUGCCUUCCUUGGCCUGGAGAACUUUGUCUAUCUGCUCCUAGAGUCUGGUGACAACCCAAAUGCUUGUGACAUCAAAAAGAAAACACCACUUGCUCUGGCUGCACAAAAUGGACAUCUAAAUGUGGUGGAGCACUUGUUAGAGAAAGGUGCAAAUGUUGAGUGUGAAUCAGAGUCUGGCAGUAUCUUGUUUGACGCUGCAGCAUCAGGAAACCCCGAUGUAAUAUCUUUGCUGCUGGACUAUGGAGCAGAUGCUAACUUGCCUUUGCACAGUGGCCACCUGCCAAUUCACCGUGUGGCAUACCAUGGUCACAUAUUGGCACUGCAGCACCUCAUCCCAGUGACUAAACUGUGUGCAAUAAAGGAGAGUGGGAUUAGUCCUCUUCACUCUGCAGCUGCUGGAGGGCAUGCAAAUUGCUUGGAGUUGCUUCUCAAAGCUGACUUUGACCCAAACCAAAUGCUACACCCGAGGGUGCGCCGCAACUAUGAGGAUGAACGGAAGUCUGCCCUUUUCUUUGCCGUGUCCAACAAUGAUCUCCAAUGCACUCGCCUGCUGCUAAAGGCCGGGGCAAUGGUGAACCAGGACCCUGUCAGCUGUUUACAGAUGGCGAUGAGACAGGGCAACUAUGAACUCAUCAACACCCUGUUGAAGUAUGGGGCAAAUGUGAACUACUACUCCCGCGUCAACACCACACACUUUCCCUCAGCCCUGCAGUAUGCACUAAAAGAUGAAGUCAUGCUGAGAAUGAUUCUGAACCAUGGCUAUGAUGUCAAGCGUUGCUUCGACUGUCCGUAUGGUGGCAGUUGCCAUGACUUGGCUCCCUGGACAACCUCAGUAAUCAAAGAUAUGGUGUUCUGCGAGGUUAUAACAGUAUCGUGGCUCAAGCACUUAUCUGCUCAGUUGGUGCGAAUCAUGCUCGACUACACCAACACUGUCUCCCUCUGCGCCAAACUGAGGGAAGCCUUACAGGAGCAGAAACAAUGGCCGGAGAUCUGCCACAUCCAAAGAAAUGCACGGAGCUUAAAGCACCUGUGCCGGCUGCAGAUUCGGGAGCACCUUAAUCAGCUACGUUUGAGAGCUUCUGUUUUCAUCAGCUACCUCCCUCUUCCACCCAGACUGAAAGAGUACCUACGUUACAAGGAGUUUGAUGUAUACAAUAAGGGCAGCAUAGAUACUGUUUAUUCAGUCGUGUCAUAAGUGUUUUGGUCGCAGUGUACCAAAUUGCAUGACAUUAUCAUUCCCAGUGUAUCUUAAUAAAAAGACAGAUUUAAUAAAACAGUGCAGUACAAUAACUUCUGCUGUUAAAGUGGUAAAUUACAUCAUAGAGGCGCUAGACGGCUGAAAAUAUUACUCAACUUUUUUCAUUGACUUGUCAAAGGCAUUUGACAAAGUCGACCAUGUCAUCCUGGCAGAUAGACUUCACAAAAUUGUCUUAUCUAACCAGGCUGUAAAUCAAUUACUUGUCGGAUGGAUUGCAGUGCGUCCAGGCCACAGGGUGUUUUUCUUCUUUCAUCCCUGUUCAAAAGGGUAUGCCUCAAGGUUCCAUAUGAAGACCA
Phycodurus eques (leafy seadragon) is the source of this 2171-nucleotide messenger RNA. RefSeq names its product ankyrin repeat and SOCS box containing 14b (gene asb14b). Gene Ontology annotation, biological process: intracellular signal transduction. Bases 52 to 1812 code for a protein of 586 amino acids. The transcript has 10 exons. Gene Ontology annotation, cellular component: cytoplasm. NCBI's taxonomy places the organism in Eukaryota, Metazoa, Chordata, Actinopteri, Syngnathiformes, Syngnathidae. The record is from RefSeq and is a predicted model, not a curated record. Gene Ontology annotation, molecular function: protein binding.